Messenger RNA from Triplophysa rosa, 1319 nucleotides. RefSeq names its product dual specificity protein phosphatase 18. NCBI's taxonomy places the organism in Eukaryota, Metazoa, Chordata, Actinopteri, Cypriniformes, Nemacheilidae. Gene Ontology annotation, molecular function: MAP kinase tyrosine/serine/threonine phosphatase activity. The record is from RefSeq and is a predicted model, not a curated record. The transcript has 2 exons. Gene Ontology annotation, cellular component: cytoplasm. Gene Ontology annotation, biological process: protein dephosphorylation. The coding region runs from base 75 to 653 and encodes 192 amino acids.
UGCCAACAGGGGUCUCCCCUGCACUCUAGAGUAGAGCCUAAAUAUGAGACGGAACACACCAAGGGACCAGAGCAAUGUCAUUAUCACAGAUUACACCAACCCUUUUUCUGAGUGGGGCUGAUGCUCCCAUGAAUCAACCACUCGUCACCCGGAAAGGUAUUACGCUCAUUGUGAACGUGACCCUGUCCCACACCUGCCCGUUCUACCCGGGUGUGGAAUGUAUACGUGUCGCUGUGUCCGAUCUCCCGAAUGCCCGUCUGUGUGAUCAUUUUGACCAUGUGACAGCUCGAAUCCACAACAACAGGGCUGGAGGAACCCUAGUGCACUGUGCUGCGGGCAUGAGUCGCUCACCUGCUCUGAUUAUGGCCUACCUUAUGAAGUACAAAGGAGUGACCCUGCGGCAGGCGCAUAACUGGGUUAAAGAUAGUCGACCCUAUAUCCGCCUUAAUUCAGGCUUCUGGGCCCAGCUUCUAGAUUAUGAGAAGAAACUCUUUGGUAAGAAUACUGUGAAGGUGGCUGAGCCAUUGGAUCCACUUCCAUUGCCCAAAACACCAAGACUGGCUCCCAAGUAUAACAUGAGACAGUUUCCUCCGUCUCCAAGGCUUGGCCGGGUUAGACGAUACACCUCCAUUGUGCUUUAUUCGGCUAAAUGACCAUGGGAGGAAUUGUAACUGCAGUGGACGGGCCCUUUUCAACCAUAACUUGAAAAAACUAUGGAGAGAACCAAACCACAAACAUUUCAAAAGGUCCAACUGUCCUGUUUUUUCCCCAUUGUUCAGUUUUAACUAUUUUUUAUUUACCCCUGGUAUCUAAUGUAAUCCAUCUUUCAUGCGUGUUUACUCAUAAUUUUUUGGUUGUUGUUGUUGGCCUGGCUGGAAUUUGGAGAACAUUUUGAAACCUUAUAUGUUACAUUAUUUAACCAACAGAGGACACUGUUGAACCAUCUAACAAAUCUUGUACAAAACAAAGGGAAAGGAUUGAAUGUAUAUUGAAAAAUUAAUAAAUAUUAAUAUUUUUCAUAUGAAUAUGAAACAUUUUUUAUUGUAUUAUAAACCGGAUUUCGAUCAAUGUUAUAAGAACAGCAUGCUUGAGUUUCUAAUGUAUAUUGUACUGGGCAUGGAACAAGAGAAUUUCUUUUGUAUGGAACCACCUUAAAUAUUUGGUUGACAUUUGAUAGAUUUUCACAUCGAGUGGCUCGUUUUUAAUUAUUUGCCUUGUUUUAAAAAUGUAACUUGUGAAAAUAUUUCUGUAUCACAGAUUUGGCUGAGUGACACAACGUGAACAUUUCACUAAGUAAAUAAAAUCUCAGAUUAUCUCUC